AUGUGGGGCGGUCUGGAGACCGCGGAAUGGGGCAAAGACUGCGAGAGGAUGAGGUGUUUUUUUGUGUGUCACGUGCGUCUUUUUGCCUACAGCCUGAUUGGUGGAAAGAGAUCUCUGGUGGGAAAAGAGCGCAGAAACAGAGGGCCUCCAACAGUCUCCAAAGGUGUCUUGGAGAGCGUUGGAAGUGAUUGUGUGUGCAAGCACAAGAUUUUAGGGAAAAUGACAUUUAUUGAGUUUAUGGACGGCACCAAAGCCUAA
Protopolystoma xenopodis is the source of this 258-nucleotide messenger RNA. The record is from the annotation of a GenBank genome assembly. NCBI's taxonomy places the organism in Eukaryota, Metazoa, Platyhelminthes, Monogenea, Polystomatidea, Polystomatidae.